GGAUGCCGUUUGGGUCCGAUAAUGGGAUAAUGGGAUGGGCAUUCGCUUUCGGAAUGUACGGCAUGAAAGUAAUUUUUAAACAAGUGAUAGUCGUAAAAGCAGUGCCGACCGAAAAGAAGACGAGGUCGGCACAACCCCUAGUCAUGGUAGGUAACCAACUAAUGGGGUAAGUCAAUUUGUGCCUUGUUCAGCUUAGCUUGCGCCGUGGAACUCGCCUUCAUAAUUGGCCGCGUGCCAGAGACCAAAAGGGAAAACCUUGGAGGAAAUUCCGGAGCGGCUUCAGGGAAAAAAAGCUGGUGGACGAACAGAAGCGAUGUGAUUGCAACUAAUUUAAGUUGUAAUUAGGCGAACUAAUUAAUUUUGCCUCAAAAACUUAAAUCUCUUGUAAUUUUGAACAAUCCAAGACUGCAGUGAAACUAAUCCCAAGAAUUUUAACUAAAUUAAGUUGUAAUUGAGCGCACUAAUUAAUUAGAGUUUGCAAAGGAACCCCAUUACCGUCCGAAACGAGAGAACAAUACAAGGCCCGACGUAUUUUGCUUGGAAUUAAUUAAGCCAAUUAGAAACUUAUUCGGAAUUCCUUUGAGAUUGUACUCUUAAUUGAUCUAAUUAGCUCUUCAAUGGGACGCUGAAGAGAUUGACCUUGAUACUACUGUAGCCGAAGAGUUCGUUAUCUAGUAAACUGGUCGUCUCACGCAAGGCGCGUGCAAUUAAAAUUUGGACUCUUCGCCAUAACGCAUUCAGUCAUUGACAAAAACGCCGACGGUCCGCUCUCGCUAAUCGUUUGUCGUACGCGUCCCGGUUAAGAAGUGCAAUCAUGAAGCUCGGCGCCGGAUUCGGCGAAAAAUCGUCGGCGCACACCUUUCAGUACUUGGCGAUGGUUACAGCAACCCUAAGCAUUGUCUCAAGCGGGAUGCAUUACGGAUGGCCGUCGCCGUCUCUCCCCCAAUUGGAGCACGCCAACUCGACGAUACCGAUAACAAACGAGGAGGGUUCCUGGAUGGCCGUCAUGCCGCUGGCCGGCGCGACCGUCGGUUCAAUUUUCGGCGGCAUAAUACUCGACAUCAUCGGACGAAAGAACGGGGUUCUGCUGACGGUGCUGCCGUUUCUCGCCGCCUGGUUGAUGGUGGCGUACGCGAAGACCGUAACCGUUCUAAGCGUGGCGAGAUUCAUCGCGGGACUCGGCGACGGUCUGGCGUUCUGCGCGGUCCCGAUGUACUUGGGCGAGAUCGCCGACCCCAAGAUUCGCGGGUUUUUGGGCUCGAGCUGCUCGAUCACGUGGAUUCUGGGAAUGCUUCUCAUCAACAUAAUCGGCUCCUAUACGAGCAUAAGCAUUGCGGCGAUCGUAUCGUCGAUUGUUCCCGUCAUUCUCAUGUUCACCUUCGUUUGGAUGCCCGAAAGUCCGUACUAUUUGAUAAUGAAAGAUAAGCCGGAGGAAGCGAGGAGGAGUCUGAGAAUCUUCAAGAGGGUGCAUGAUGUCGAGGACGAGCUGAAGCGACUGUCGCUUGCGGUCAAGGAGCAAACUACCAACACGGGGAAGUUUCUGGAUCUGUUCACCGUGGAUAGUAAUCGGAGGGCGGUGCUGAUCAUGAUGGGGAUGCGAGCCGCUCAGCAAUGCUGUGGCACCAUGGCCAUCACCUUCUACGCGCAUACAAUCUUCGAAAACGCAGGCGAUGAUCUCUCCUCGUCCACCGCGAGCAUAAUCUACUUCGCAGUUCAGCUGGUGCUCUCGACUCUAUCCUCCAUGAUUGUCGAUCGCACCGGGCGAAGACCACUGCUGAUCAUAUCCAUCAUUGGAGUCGCGACCGCUUUGCUCAUCGAGGGCACCUACUUCUACCUCAAAUCCGAUCACCCGCACCUCGACGUUUCGCGAUACUCAUUCGUGCCGAUAACCGCGUUGAUCAUGUUCGUCGUACUCUUCGGCGUCGGUCUGCAGGCGAUACCGAUCUUACUUCUCGGCGAACUCUUCUCGACCAACAUCAAGGCGUUCGCGCUAUGUCUCGCCGACAUUUACUUCAACGUAAUCGCGACGAUCGUUUCGAAAUUCUUCCAGGCCAUGAAAGACCAUUACGGGAUGCACGUGCCGUUCUUCGCGUUCGCGGCGUGCUGCGCGCUGGGGCUGGUCUUCGUGAUAUUCUGCGUGCCCGAAACCAAGGGGAAGACUUUGGAAGAAAUCCAAGAGGAAUUUAGGACGAAACCGAAAGGGGAGGACGUACAGCCGAUGGACACUUUUAAGAAGAUUGCAAUCGAAACCUAGUACUUUAUGUACGUAAAAUGUACUUACAAUGGACAUAUUUCUAUUUCAAUUCCAGUUUUAGUACAUUAAAGGACGUACCAAGUUAAUUUAAGUUACAUAGGAAGCAUUGUAUGUACAAAAUCAAUUAAACCAUUUUUUUUAAAUAAACGAAAUGAUA
Molecule: messenger RNA, 2411 nt
Organism: Photinus pyralis (common eastern firefly)
Lineage: Eukaryota; Metazoa; Arthropoda; Insecta; Coleoptera; Lampyridae
Product: facilitated trehalose transporter Tret1-like
Exons: 2
Coding region: 815-2254 (479 amino acids)
Biological process (GO): carbohydrate transport; transmembrane transport
Cellular component (GO): membrane
Molecular function (GO): sugar transmembrane transporter activity
Source: RefSeq, a predicted model, not a curated record